AUGAGAAGUUUCGUGGUUCUGUUAUCGAUUUUAUUUUUUGGCGUUUUGAAAGCUCGUGAGUUUUUUUCGGGGGAAUUUUUGAUCUGAAUUUAAAUUUGGGAAGAAAUUUGUGAUAGAAUGAGCCUAAAUAUGCCACGUGGAUUUUUGAAACUGAAAAAAAAAUCUGGUUGUGAAAUUAGCUUUCAACUAAAUUUAAAUAUGACAAAUUUUUCCUGACAUUCCGGAAAAAAUCAAAGCCACGUGGCAGAAUUUUGGAAGCUUCAAACUUAUUUUCAAAUUUUUUUUAACUAUGAAUUUUUUUUUCGAAAUUUCAACCUUCGCUUUAUUUUCAACAUGAAUUUUUCCCUUCGAAAAAUGACUAAUAUUUUUCACAUCAAACUACAAUUUCAUCAUCUUUUUUUCAAGAUCAAAAGUUUUUUUUUCAAAAUUUGAAUAAAAAUUCCGAAUGAAUAGCUUCAAAUUAUUCAAAUUAACCUAUUCAUACAUGAAUACAUGAAUAACCCGCUAAUUUUUAAUAGAAAUCAAAACUUUUUCAUUUAUUUUUAGAACUAGUUGCGCCAAUUGGAACUGAUGGGGAAGAAGCAACCACCAAAAAAUCCGCCACAAAAACAACCAAGAAAUCCAAGGCUACUACGAUUUUGAGAACAACUUUAUUGCCAAAAACAUUAUCACCAAUAUAUCCACCUUCAGAUGCUACAAUUUCAGCGAUUUAUCCGGAUUCAGAAGCUACUUCACCAAUUUAUCCUAACUCAAUUUCUACAAUCUCUCCAAUUUAUCCGGCUUCAGAUGCUACAAUAUCACCUAUUUACCCCGCAUCUGAUCCCACAACCCAAUCUACUACUGUAAUUCUUUCCGACGUCACAAAUACCUCUCUUAACACUACUGGAGUGGAAACUACAACUUCCUCAAGUCCCCUUCAAUAUUUCAACAAACCAUUGAUUUUCAUAUGUUUUAUGUCUUUUUACCUAUCUAGCUAGGUUUCAAUAAAUAAAUAAAUAAUAAUUGGCUCCGCCCAUAAUCCCUUCUGCCUUUUUUUUCAGAAAAAAAGAAGAGCUUAGCUAUAUAGCUUAUCAGUUUUUAGUUCAUUCUCCUCUCUGACAAUGUUUCUAUUGAUUUUGGUGGUCGGCGUGGGCUGCGUGGCAGCCGCGCCGCUUGGAAAUUCGAUGAAUCCGGAGGUUCAUGCGACUGGUGAGUGGAUAAGAUGGCAGUUAGGCUAACUUACUAGACUCUAGUGUGAUUGAGCGGUUUCGCGGAACCAACGCCGCUCGAGAGAGAGAGAGAGAGAGAAUAGUAAGAGAAGAGACGCAGAGAUGUCAGACGACUAGAGAGUGUAGAGACGUAGAGCAGCUAUAUGUCUAGACGAGAUUAGAGAGUGGAGGGAAAUGAGAGACGCAGAGAAGGUAGAUCAGUAGAGUGUGGGAGAUUGAGACACAGAGACAAACUAGAAAACAUAGAUAAAUGAGAGAAGCAGAGAAACCGGAUGGCUAGAGAGUAUAGACAACGUUAGAGACGUAGAGAAAAUAGAUCAAUAGAUAGUGUAGGAAGUUACGAGACAGAGAGAAGCUUACAGUACAUACGAGUCUAGAUAUCACGUGAAAAUCAGAUGUGCAGAGAAACCGGAUGGCGAGAGAGUAUAGGCAACGUUAGAGACGCAGACAAAAUAUAACAAGGGAAUUAAGAGACAGGGAGAAACUAGACAACAUAUAUGAAUGAGAGAAGCAGAGAAACCUGAGCAUGUCAACGCGUGGGAUGCAGAGAAGCUAGACAACAUAGAGAGAGAAGCAAAGAAACCGGAUGGCUAGAGAGUAUAGGCAACGUUAGAGACGCAGAGAAGCUAGACAACUAGAGCGCCAGCUCUCAAAACCUCAAUACACCUGAUUUCUAGCUCUCGUCCCAAUGAUCAAUGGUACAAACGUCCCCCUCGACGAAAAAUCAAUCGAAGCACCGAUCGAAGAUUCGGCCGAAGUCGAAAAAAUCCGUCAAUCUGUUCAUGAAAUCGCUGAAAACAAGGAUCAUCCCGAAAAUCUUCCAGUGAUUGGUGGAUUCGCCAAAGAGCACUUGAAUUCGACUUUGCCACCAGAAUUGGGAAAUGCGACUGGAACUACACAAAGUCUGGUGACAGGGGCCACUGCAACUUCCUCGAGCUCGGCGCCAAUCACUUUGAGCACCACUGGAACUCCACCAAUCGCUCUCAGCUUGCCACCAGUCACCUAUGCACCAACAGGAACUCCAACUACAGUUUCGGGGACUACACCAAGUUCAAUCUCUACAACUACUUCAGAGCCAAUUGUAUCUUCCACCAAACAAAUUUGA
Molecule: messenger RNA, 2313 nt
Organism: Caenorhabditis angaria
Lineage: Eukaryota; Metazoa; Nematoda; Chromadorea; Rhabditida; Rhabditidae
Source: the annotation of a GenBank genome assembly